Molecule: messenger RNA, 2025 nt
Organism: Adineta steineri
Lineage: Eukaryota; Metazoa; Rotifera; Eurotatoria; Adinetida; Adinetidae
Source: the annotation of a GenBank genome assembly
AUGCCAGUUUUGGAUAUUGAACGACCAAGAUUAAAAAGUGAAAUGCAUAAUGCAUUAAAACGACAUGUUUUACGUGAACGACAAAGAAAAAAAGACGAAGCAGAUGCUAAUGAAGCUGAUAAACAAAGACGACGUGCUGAAAAGGCUAAAACAUUAUCAUCAUCGAAAGUUCAAUUAGAACAUAAUGCGAAAGAUAUUUUUGAAUUAGAACGAAUACUCAUUGAUCUCGAAGAAAAAAAAUCUGAACAGUAUAAUUUAUUAAAAUGUGCAUUGACCGAAGAAGAUCAACGUAAACAUUCACAACAAACGGCAGCAAAAGAAUCAUCAUGGACAAGUCUUUAUUCGCCCAGCGUUCAUACAACACAAUAUACGCAUUAUCCUCAGCAUGAGUUAUUAACUAAUAGAUCACCAUCACAAUCAUUUAUUCCUACGACAGCAUCAGCAAAUAUUAGUUCAAAACGAUCACGUAGUCCUUAUUCAUCGCCAUCUAAUAAAUCAUUACGACCACUCAAUGUUCCUCAGUUACAUUCAAAUUCAUUAAACCCUGCUUUAACACAUCCAUCUCAUAAUCAAGCAUCUAUUUUUCCAUUACCACACCCACCCUCCACAUUCUCUUCUUAUUACGGUUAUAUGACACCAUCAUCAACUACUGCUAACCCUACAUCAACAUCAUAUGCUAGUCAAAUGUCACAUAUUCGAGGAGCAUCGCAAAUACCCAAUUAUCUAAAUCUAUUAUCAUUUUUACCUCAAUCAAUUGUUGAUUCAAAAGAACAAGUAACAAAUAUAUAUCCUCAUCAUUCAAUGUUAAUACCAUCGGAGAAUGGAUACUCAAUACAACCUUCAAAAGAAAGUUAUUCAUUAAAAAUGAAUGAUACAUAUAAAAACAUGAAAGAUCAAUUAUUAUCGGACACGAUUCCAAUUAGUGAUCGAGAUUCACAUGAACGAACAGUUCGAAAACGAACUUUAACUCGUCCACGAAGUGAACCAUCGUUAAUUAUCGAUCCCAAAACAAAUACUUAUUAUCGUAAUCCUUCUCAUCAAUCUUAUGGAGAUUUGCGUGAUCAUACAGAUGAUUUAAUCGAUACAGUACUUGAAGUUCCUACAAAAUGUGUUGAACAAGCAAAAGAAGUCGGAAAACUUGUUGUUCAAUAUGUUGUUGAUCACAGUCAUCUUCCACAUUGGUUACUUGAUAAUGAAUAUCUUCUCUCCGGACAUCGCCCACCAAUGCCAAGUUUUAAACAAUGUUUUGCAUCAAUAUUUCGUCUUCAUACUGAAACAGUUAAUAUAUGGACUCAUUUAUUAGGUACUUUAGUUUUUAUAGUUAUUGCUAUAUAUUUUUCCACACGACCAUCAACUGAAAUACAUAUGGAAAAAAAAAUAAUAUUUGGUGCAUUUUUUCUUGGAGCUAUUAUUUGUCUAUUAUGUUCGACUUUGUAUCAUACAUUAUAUUGUCAUUCACCAAAAAUUUCGAAAUUUUUUAGCAAACUUGAUUAUUGCGGAAUAGCAAUAUUGAUAAUAGGAUCAAUUAUACCUCUACUUUAUUAUCAAUUUUAUUGUGAAUUUGGCACAAAAUUAGCUUAUUUAACAUUAAUUGGUGUCUUAGGUAUUGGAUGUAUAGUCAUUUCAAUGUGGGAUAAAUUUAAUUCACCCGAAUAUCGUGUCUAUCGAGCUUUACUUUUUAUUACGUUUGGUGUGUUUGGUUUUAUUCCGACGUGCCAUUAUAUACUCCGAUUUGGUGUGGAACAUGCUUUUACAGCUGGCGCCACACAAUAUUUACUCUUGGUAGCUGCACUCUAUGGUACUGGUGCCUGUAUUUAUGCUAUACGAAUACCUGAACGAUUAGCUCCCGGUGUUUUUGAUAUAUGGUUUCAGAGUCAUCAACUCUUUCAUAUAUUUGUUGUAGUCGCAGCUUGCGUUCAUUAUUAUGGUAUUUGUAUAUUAUCACAUAAUCAAACGAAUUACUUUGGAGAUUGUCGAAAUAUUUUAAAUUCAGAUACAACUCCAAUAUCUUCUUUGAUUACUUAA